GUUUUGAGAAAUGAAAAGUAAAUGUGAGAGAGUGUUGCUGUAAUCUUCUCCGUUCGUCCUAAAGAUUAACAUGCUGAAGUAAAUGGCAUUGUGGGCUGUGUUUAUAUGGUUUUGACUUUUUUGCCUGGUGGCCAUUUCCCAGACUCAGAAUCAUAUUUGGCAUUCUAACGGCAUAGAUCUGCAAUACUUAUGUGAAAUGUCUUAUUUUAAGUGCAAUUUGUAAUUUGAAAAUGAGAGUGUGAAGCACUUGCAACCUGCUUCCAUUUUGAAAUCCAGAAAUUUUGGGAUAAGUACGCUGAGAAGGUAAUCUUGAAUGGUAUAAAAUGGAGAACUAUGAUGUGUUGGAGCAGAUUGGGAAAGGCUCAUUUGGUUCUGCAUUGCUUGUUAGGCAUAAACAAGAGAAGAAGAAGUAUGUUCUGAAGAAAAUCCGCCUUGCUCGUCAGACUGAUAGAACACGAAGAUCUGCACACCAGGAGAUGGAGCUUAUUUCCAGAGCGCGAAAUCCAUAUAUUGUGGAGUACAAAGACUCCUGGGUGGAAAGGGGUUGUUAUGUUUGCAUUGUGAUUGGGUACUGUGAAGGCGGAGACAUGUCCGAAGCCAUUAAAAAGGCAAAUGGAGUUCAUUUUUCUGAGGAGAAGCUUUGCAAGUGGCUGGUUCAACUGUUGAUGGCACUUGAUUACUUGCACACCAACUAUAUUCUACAUCGUGAUGUCAAGUGUUCAAACAUAUUUCUGACAAAAGAUCAGGACAUACGUUUAGGGGAUUUUGGCCUUGCUAAAAUACUGACUUCUGAUGAACUAGCUUCUUCUGUGGUGGGCACACCAAGUUACAUGUGCCCUGAGCUUCUUGCUGAUAUACCUUACGGUUCAAAGUCGGACAUCUGGUCCUUGGGAUGCUGCAUUUAUGAAAUGGCUGCUCACAAGCCUGCAUUUAAAGCCUUUGAUAUACAAGGUUUGAUCAACAAAAUAAAUAAAUCCAUCGUAGCUCCACUUCCAGCUAUGUAUUCUGGUCCCUUCCGUGGACUCGUCAAGAGUAUGCUUCGCAAAAAUCCCGAGAUUAGACCAAGUGCUGCAGAUUUGCUGAAACAUCCACAUCUCCGGCCCUAUGUACUAAACGUUCAUCUCAAGUCGAACAAUCCUAGACGACACACUUUUCCCACUCUAUCAUCUGAACCAAAUUUUGUCAAGAAAACAGCAUUUACUACAGACUCAGAAGCUUUCAAAAGAGAGAAAAGGUUGUCGUUCGGCAACAACAGGGCUCUCAAUCCCAGCAUAUCGGGAAAUGACCUGGACACUCCUUGUUCCUCUGAAAGAGCUCACAAAUCAUUGAGCCAUUCAAAUGAGAAAUUUUCGGACUUGUCAAUUGGCAGUGUAGUUCAGGACAUAGGCGUGAAGAAACCGGUAAUGGCAAAGUUCUCAGGUGCCACUGCCUUGAAAACCCCAAGAACUGUAUCGGCCAAGGCUUACAAUGCAAAUCCCAGAAGACACUCAUUGACCCCAUCCAGAAUAUCGAAUCCUGGCUCAACCCGCGAAUUGCUCCCAGUUUCUCACACACCGGCCCGAAAGCCCUCCCUCCCGAUGGCCCGCCGGGCUUCCCUCCCUCUCUCCUCACAAAGAGCCGCCCCUCCAUCAUCCCCGUACAAGCCCCUUCUCGGUGGGGCCCACUCUCCCGACGUGUCGGUCAACGCCCCGCGCAUGGACAAGAUGGUCGACACCUCGAUUUCCGUGCAGUGCUCGUUCAACGGCCGCUCCAUCACCAAGGACAAGUUCACGGCCGCCGGUUACAACGGUAGCGACUGUUCGGUCGAAAACGACCGCUGCUCGUCUUCCAACAACUCGCGCCUGCGGAAAUUCAACACCCGUUCGUACCAGCAGCGGGCCGAGGCUCUGGAAGGGUUGCUCGAGUUCAGUGCGCAGCUGCUGCAGCAGGAGAGGAUUGACGAGCUGCAGGUGCUUCUAAGGCCGUUUGGGCCAGAGAAGGUGUCACCUCGGGAGACUGCUAUUUGGCUAACAAAGAGCUUCAAGGAGAAUGUCGUGUGAUGCGGGUUGGGUUGGGCCGGGUUGUUGUAGAUUUAAUGGCUAAUGUAGAUGAAUUUGGUGAAUUUGUUGGUGGUUUCUGUUGUUGUUGCUAAUGUAGAUGAUGGAUGAAGCUUUUAGGUGAGGGUUUAUGGUGGUACCAUUUGAUGAUGAGAAGACCUAUUUUCUCAAUCCAAAUGUGCAUGAAAGACUUGUUCAUGGCAGAAGGUAGAAAAAGUAGGAGGAUUUGUGUAACUUUUUUAACUAGGAGGAGCUCUUGGUGCUGAUGGAAUCUUAUCUUUCUCGACUCAAACUAGAGCUGUUAAACGAAACGAGCUGCUCGUCAGCUUGGCUCGGAUGGUUAAAAAUUGAGUUCGGGUCGCCUCGUUUGAUAAAUGAGUCGAGCUCGAGCUCUCUUAAAGCUCGAUUCGUUAAAUUUUAUUUUCUGGCUAGUUAAAACUCGAGAUCAGUUUGAACUUGGCUCGUUAAUAUUGAUAAACGAGUCGAGUUCGAGCUCAAUUUUUGGCUCGUUAAGGGUUCGAGCUCGAGCUUGAACUCAAUUUGGCUCAACUCGUUUAAAGCCUAGUCUCAUCCUAAAAUAGUUUUACAAUUAUUCAUGCAUUUAAUUGCUUUUUAUAUUCCUAUAUAUCCUUGAAACGUAAUAUUAAG
Molecule: messenger RNA, 2684 nt
Organism: Striga asiatica
Lineage: Eukaryota; Viridiplantae; Streptophyta; Magnoliopsida; Lamiales; Orobanchaceae
Source: the annotation of a GenBank genome assembly